This is a messenger RNA of Marchantia polymorpha subsp. ruderalis, 2646 nucleotides long. The record is from the annotation of a GenBank genome assembly. Lineage: Eukaryota; Viridiplantae; Streptophyta; Marchantiopsida; Marchantiales; Marchantiaceae.
GGGGCUCGGCAUCAACUCGCAGCACCUUUUUCUUUCUUGAGGCGCCCCGUGCGUGCUCCCGCAAAGUGGCUGCUUUCUUGGUACUCGGCUCCCCGGCCCUGCACAGCACAGUGCACGAGUUGUCGUUGUCGCUGUCGCAGCAGAGUGGUGGACUCGAGUGCGAGUGGAUCGAUCAUCACUGGCGCCGGGAAUAGAUCCGAGGCUUUAUUAGGAUUUUUAUUUUCUUUCUUUCUUUCUUUCUUUCUUCCCUUUUUUUCGUUUGCAUUCGUGCGCGCUCUUGCUCUUUCCGCCUCCGGGUGGGGAUCUUAUUGUCCUCAGCGCAUUUGUUUUGUUUCGCAGUUGUCGUGGCUCUGGUGCUCCGCGGAACCACCAGGCAUCUGUUUCGUUGCGGUUUCUGUGUCCGAUAUCACGUUUUGGUAGGAAUUCCGGGUGAGGGAGGGCAGGGGAGCGAGCCAGUGAGUGACUCACGAUAGGAGAGGGAUCAGGUGCAGUUUGGUCUGUCGAUGUUUAUCAAAACAUUAGCUUGGCUCGGGGCAACCGGAACGAGGGAGCGCAAGGUAGUAGGCCAGGACAUUUAGACUGUCAGUUUUAGUCUUCUACUUGUUAGGGUAGUUCGCACGAGGAUCUGCGAAGCUAUGUAUGGAGGUGAUGAGUCCGGAGGGCAUUAUGCGAGUCGGCUUCCGAAGCACCCUCGGCUCUCGCGAAUGCAAGGCAUCGCAGAGCAAAUGAACGGGGACAUGCACCGAGGCGGAAAGCAACCUCGGCCAUUAGAAGAUGGGAAUUGGAUUUGUGAAGACUCCAGUUGUGCAAACGUCAAUUACCCACGGCGGACGGAGUGUAAUAAAUGUGGGAAAAGGCGAGGGGCAAUUGGGGAUGCAGUGGUGAAGGCCUACAUAGAAAGCAUAAAAAUAGCCCGUGGAGAACUGGCGCCUUCUCCUCAAUUGCAGGUUUCCGGGGGCCCCGAGCGAUUGGGUAUGGCCCGAGGUAUGAUGCCACAUAACGGUUCUGAUGUCUCACCACAGCAGCCGGGGAUUUCGAUAUCUCCUGGGUCAUCAAACCUUGUAGGCGAGCUUGAGCCUUGGAUGGGUGGCGGGUAUGAGCAGCCAGUUCCGUCGUUCGCCUCUCAGUAUGUGACAGGAGAUGGGGGCUUGUCGGGCCGCAGGUCUACCCUGAGUGCGGCUACGGAAGGAAAGCGCCUGGCAGAGCAGCUAGUGGCUUCCUUUGCCGCGUCGUCUGAUCCAGUAGGGGAUGCCGGUGAAUGUCUGGCUUCUGCUGCACUUUGGCUACAGACUAUGAAGUCCCGGAUGCAGACGGGAGAUUCGGGCGCUCUCUCUACAUCGUCUUUAGCAUCCCCUAUAAUGGGCGAUGCUAACUCACUGGCUUUAGGCGGCUCUCUCGUUGGAAUGAAUGGAGGUGUGGCUAUGUUAUCUCAAUCACCACUGAGUGCGUCAAGCAUUGGGGGUUCAAGUGCUGGCCUGGGAAACUUGGUUAUUAAUUCUGGAGCCUGCGGAAUGGGGUCUUCGUUGAUUGGCAACUACUUACCACGUGUCAAUCCACCAAGUACCAACAUGCCUCCAGGUCCAAGAGCAAUGUUACCCCGUACUUUACGUUAUGAAGACUACAAAGACCGUCCCAGUGAUUAUCUAAGGAAGUGUUGGUUUUAACGACAUAACUCUUUGGAGCGUUGAGAAGUUGGAGUUUGGUGAUCCAGCAGCUGUGUCUGCCACGGCAAUGGGGGGUGGACAUAGACCGGAGCCCGGAGUUUAUGGGAACUGGGAGUGUGAGGAAUGUAAAAACGUAAAUUUUCCUAGAAGGACGAACUGCUUUCAAUGUCACAAACGGCGGGGUCCAAAGGGAGAAGAGAUUGUGCGGAAGUAUGUACGGGGCUUGAUCGAGGAGGCAAACAGAGUUUGAAAGAGAGGAUUUUUUUUCUUUUAGGUAGUUUUGUAUUUAACAGGAAGUGUCCGACUUGAAUUUGUGUUCAUGGGAGUGAAGAGAAAGGCGUAUACUCGGUGUGUGGUUGAACCUGGGUUUGAAACCGAAAGCAUGUGUAUGACCACUGUGCCACCCAGUACGUGGUACUCAAGUUGACAAGUUUGACCAAAGCUGGUGCGUAUGUCCUCUGAUCAUCUUCCGCAGGGAAUGGUUACCAGAAUAGUUUUGAACACAGGUCUCAGAAUAUCAGCAACUAAGCUGCAUACGUGGUGGACGAAUGUGCUGAUUGACUCUGGAAGUCAUCUCUUCUUUUUUUGAGCCCAACACCAAUUUAGGUAGCGUCAAAGCUUAAGUAGAGUCAGUAGAAAGUUUUUGUACAGCGACAUUCACAAGGUGCACAAAGGUCCUUAUUCGAAAAGCAGAGCGAAGUGUUCAGGGCCAAGGGUGUUUAACCCUGGACUGAGCAGCUUAGAAGAAACAUAUUUUCCGACUGUGUAAGCACAGCUAGAUAGACUCGAUAAUGUUCAGGGAUUAUCACCGUCCAAAAUGAUGGUUCUUCCUUCCAGAAGAAACAUCAAAUAUUGUCAUUUAUUUUGGACAGCAAGGAUUGAGCGUCCCCUUCCGAAAGUCACUCUCGACAAAGUGUUCAAUAUUCGUUGAAAUCAUGGGUUUUUCUCAUAGUGAAUAUGAUUGUUGUUGGUGGUGAUUAUA